Molecule: messenger RNA, 2682 nt
Organism: Varanus komodoensis (Komodo dragon)
Lineage: Eukaryota; Metazoa; Chordata; Lepidosauria; Squamata; Varanidae
Product: proto-oncogene Mas-like
Exons: 2
Coding region: 654-1619 (321 amino acids)
Biological process (GO): G protein-coupled receptor signaling pathway
Cellular component (GO): membrane
Molecular function (GO): G protein-coupled receptor activity
Source: RefSeq, a predicted model, not a curated record
GCCUUCCUUCAACAUCACUUGAAGUAGAUUCAGUUCCACACUUCCACAAGAUUUCCCUUCAAAGCCCUUUCUGCAUAUGUAGAACAACUUCGCAGUGUUAGUGGGAGAAUCCUUGGCCUAUCAAAACCCACUCGCAGAUUUGUAUUUGCAUAAGCAGGGCAUUUCUCCAUACGUGAUUGGCUUCAUCCCUUGAUCCAGUACAUUGCAUCUGACUUGACUUCUAAGCUUUCAUUUGCACAUCACUCUCCUUAGUGGAACUCUGGGAUCUAGCAAAGUUGAAAUUGUUUGCUACAAGGCUGAAGUCUGUACAUGCCUGUAUGAGGACAUGUUUACAGCACACUGUGGCUCGGAACCAACAGAGGUUCAUUUCCUGGUUGGGGAAUUGUGAAAGAAAGAAAAAAAAGAAGCUGAUGACACUUCCUGGCAGACAGUGGUAUCCCGCCCACCCUUGCAGUGGCAGCAUAAAACUUUUCUCUGGCUAAAGAUUCAUUACAUAGUGUGGGUGGACGAGUUUCUCCCCGAGGAGAGGAGAGGAGAAGUUAUAGAAGGAGAGCAUCUCAAAUCUGCUUAACUGAUUUGUGAGCAAGUGGAUGUGACUUGAAGAAGCAGGAUUAUAUUAUAUCUAAGAAGCACAAACAGAACAAUUGAACACAAUGGCCAAUAUCAGCUCAACAUCUCUGCCUGUUUUUGAUGCCAUAAAGGGCAUUAAUGGAACCCUAAAUAAAAUGGUCUCAACAAAGAAGAACACAACCUGUUAUGAUCCAGGACUGGAUGAGGAAGUGCUUAUUUUUGCCAUCUUCACAAUGCUUUUUUGUGUUUUGGGGAUUUUGGGGAAUGGACUUGUCAUCCGGCUGCUUGGCUUUGGUAUUAAGAGAAAUACGUUUGCCUUUUACAUUCUAAACCUGUCCAUUGCUGACUUUGGUUUGGUCACAGCUGAACUGACAAUAGAAAUCCACUGGCUUUUUGAACACGUGUACUGCGAUUUCCCCUAUGAAUUGUUCCAAAGUGUCUUCCUCUUUAUGUAUAGUGCAGGCCAAUUUCUGCUAACGAUCAUCAGCAUUGACAGAUGCGUGUCUGUCCUCUUCCCGAUUUGGUACCGAUGCCAUCGUCCAACCCACUGGUUCACCACUGUAUGUGCUGUUAUAUGGACCCUCUCCUUCGUAAUCUGUGGAAUUCACUUCACUCUUACACUUACGACCGGCUUUGGAAAAGCCCCCCUAAUGUACCAGUUUAUUGUAAAUGCCGUGGUUUGUCUCCCCCUCAUGACAAUCUCCAGCCUGACCCUGUUCAUCAAAGUUUAUCUUAUAUCCAAACAAAAGAUGCGAGGACAGCUUUUAAUAGCCAUCUUGCUUACUCUCCUUUUCUUCUUGAUCUUGGCUUUUCCACUGAAUGCCUUUUACUUUACUAUUUAUUUGUUGCAUAACAUACAUCCAAAUCUUGUGCAUUACGGCUAUUUAUGUGCCUGUAUAAACAGCAGCAUUAACCCACUGAUCUAUUUCUUGGUUGGGAGACAGAGGAAGGGAAGCACCAGGAAGACCAUGAAAGAAAUAUUGCAGAAGGUUUUCAAGGAGGAAGACAACUGCUCAACAGAUAUGGAAACUUCUGAAAGUAAGAUCUGAUGCCCUCAAGAAUGAUAUUGUGUUGGUUUGCAUGUAGCCUUCUUUUGAUCUGCACUGAUCAUGGACUAUGGUUGUGGAAUGUGCAUAGAAUGUAAGCCUUCAGCUGCAUGCAGAUAUUUAGCACUGAGGGCCAGAACUUGAUCUGUAGUAUGUGACUUGGUGGAUUUCUUCUUGCAAGGAGGAUUUGAUACCUUAAGAGACCAAUAUCCUUUUGUUGUGCCUUCCAAGGAAGGCUCUAGGUACAGCUUCCUUCCUAAUCUUCCUUUCACAAGAUACUUUGAAAUGCAUAUCUCAUCAGAUCCAGCCAGCAUGGCCAAAGAUCCAGGGUGAUGGGAAUAGCAAUCCAAAGUGACUGAAGGAGACUACACUGGGGAAGGCUGCUUUUGCCCAAAAUUCAUUGGAUUUGGAGGUAGAAAACUACAAAGUGAGGGACACAACCUGUAAUUCUUGUUCAAAGGACAGUCUAUUCUUUGAUGGCACUGAUAGAAAGGAUGCCCAUGGAAAACAGGGCAAGACACAUUCAAAGACUUCACAGUGGACCUACAUGUAAUAUCAGUGGACACGUAUCCUUCACAGUUAAGAGCCAGGAGACUGUGAUUCAUCCUGCCUUCACUGCCUUGCUUGAUCAUAUCCAGAGAAGAUCUGAACUGUUUUGUGAGGAUGAAGACAGAAUUUAAUUUAAGUUAAACUCAUGCCAUGUAACAUAAACCAUCUUUUUUUUCCAAGGAAAUGUUUGAGGACUGCACCAAAAAUGGGACUCCUCAAGAUAAUUUAGAUUUUGUUGAUUUUUUUUCUUUCCUUCAAUUGGGAGGUGAAAAGAUUUCUAUUCAGACAAAUGUCAACAUCUCAGCUAAUUGCAGAUGAACUAGCUUUUUAUUAUGGCAAAUGUUACUUGAUUCUUAUUGAUGCAUUAUAAUAAUUUAUUGGGUGUGUUUUUAUUCAGUGAACUUGCAUGUUGUAAUUUGCUGUUUAAUCUGCAUGUCAUUAGUCACACCUUGAGCGCCAUUUCUGUUGCUAUGAUGGGUCACAAAUUUGGUAAAUAAAUCAUUACCUUUUCUCUGAU